UGCAACCGUGAAACAUUUCCGACAUGACAAUCCCCACCAUAAAUCUAUCGUCCCUCAAGAAGGCAAAGAACUCAGUCAUCGGUAAUCCCACCGCCAAGCUCGCCCUCGCUCACGAUGACGCCUUCAUCGAAAUGCUCGUCGCAUGCAUCAACAACCCCUCGCCGGAGGCCCACGAGGCGCAAGCCGACAUCCGCACGGAGGCUGCCCAUGUUAUAGCUUCGCUUGCGUACGGAUCCUCCGAUGCCCUCAGGACGCUCUUGAGAUGCAACGCCCACCAAGCCUUUCUCUACGCCAUCUCGCUCUUCCGGCCCACCGAGCCUCCAAAGCUGAAGGCCGCCUUCGCGCGCGCCCUGCGUGUCCUGGCAUCGACCAUCGCCGAGGAAGUCGGGCCCUCGCAAUGGGGCCUGCGCACGUCGUCGGAGAUCCGCGUAGAAGCCAAGGCUGCGCUGGACUAUCUCUUCCAGACAGACAUCCUGGACAUAUACCUGCCCCUGCUCGCGGACCCUUGGACCCAAACGAGUAUGAACAUCGCACAGCUGCUUGCCGCCGGGGUACGUACAGACGCACAUCGGACCGCGGUCACGAACUGGCUCCUGCCUUCGGAGCGGCUGAAGGAGAUCAAGGGCAAGCGCGGGUGGGAGAAGCCAGACGUCGCUCGCGUACCUAGUAGGCAGGGCGGGUGGGUCGUCCGCGCCCUUGUUGCACUUCUGGGCAGAAAAGACGCCAAGCUUCAAGAAGCCGUCCUGUACGCGAUUGCUUGUCUGGCGGAGGAAAAUGCGUCCGUAGCCAUUAGUCUGGCGAUCCCGUCUCUGGAGAAUGAAGCACCUCUCUGUGUCGUGCUCUCAUUAUGCAAGUCACGCUCCACCGAGAUUCGUCUUGCGGCCUGCCUCUGCGCGACGCGAAUAGUUCGCGCUGGGCUUGCACACUCUCCGUUGUCUACGACGGACGACUCUCCUGUGUUGACCGUGAUGUAUGUUGUCAACCGUCUCAUUGCCUCGGAGUCUGAUGCGGCGCAGACCCGGAUGAAAGCCUGCUACAUUCUCUCCGGGCUUGUGUGCGACAACAAGGAGCUUUGUACGCUUGCGGCUCAACGCAAGUCUCUCGACAAACUGGCUGCUCUGAUCACCAGCAUCACACCGAGCGAGAAGACAGCGGAAUGGGAGCAAGACGAGCCCGAGAGCGCGGCCCUCAUCGCGGUGGCCUCCAUCUCGAUGUUCGACGACGACAUCCGCAGCCAGGUCACGGACAAGCUCCAGCUGGUGCCCGCGAUCCAGACGUCGCUCUCGCAUACGCACGUCGGCGUGCGCUAUGCAGCGUGUCAGUGUGUCCGCGCGAUCAGCCGCUCCGUGGCGGUGCUGCGGACGAACAUCGUGGACAGCGGGCUGGGCAUGGCGGCGUACCAGCUCUUUCUCAAGCAGGACGAGGACCGGCGUAUCACAUUCGUUGCGUCGACCGUCGUGUGCAACUUGGUGAACGAAUCUUCCCCCUUGCGUGAUGUUCUUGUAACGCAGGGCUUGCUGCCCAGGCUCGUCCAGCUCGUCCAUUCGGGAGACCCUGCCCUUCGUCAGAACGGUCUCUGGGCGAUCAAAAACCUUCUGUAUAGAUGCCCGCAGGCCAUCAAGCGUCAAGUCAUGGACGCCUUAGGCUGGGACGAGCUGCCACACCUUUUGAUGGACCCAGAGCUCGACAUACAAGAGCAAGCAUGGAAUAUCUUGCGCAAUGUUGCUGACAAGCAAGACGACGUCGCGAUGGUCUUCGAAAGGCUGGGUGCUGACCGCCUCCUGGACAUCCUCGCGGAUGCGAUGGAGUCUGACUUUGAAGAUGUCAUACACGAGGCUGUGUGUGCACUAGCAAAUCUCGCCCACAGCACUACGCAUCAAGACCUGAUCCUGUCGCAUCCUCGCAUCUUACCCGCGUUGCACAAAUGUCUCGUCGAUGGCACAGCGCGCAUUCGUCAACCCGCCGUGUCAUGCAUUGAAGAGCUUGUCAAGGGCAAUCCUCGCAGCCGCCAGGCCCUGCACGAUGUCGGCAUUGACAGGACGCUGCGGCACAUGAGCGUGAGCAGUAGCCCAACUAGAACAAACUCAAUGGGUCUGCAUGGUGGAUUGGAGAACGACGUCAGGUCGCACGCGCGAGACGCGCUAUAUGGACUGGAGCACAAUGCGGAUAUUGACAUAUAAUGUUAGGUACAUUAUUGCUAUCGUGUCCUGUGAGUUUGUCUGUAUACAACCGCUGUCUUUUGGAGUAGGAUGCUGUCCGUCGUGCUAUCCAGUGUCUGAAUGU
Molecule: messenger RNA, 2283 nt
Organism: Postia placenta MAD-698-R-SB12
Lineage: Eukaryota; Fungi; Basidiomycota; Agaricomycetes; Polyporales; Adustoporiaceae
Exons: 12
Coding region: 24-2180 (718 amino acids)
Biological process (GO): proteasome-mediated ubiquitin-dependent protein catabolic process
Cellular component (GO): GID complex
Molecular function (GO): protein binding
Source: RefSeq, a predicted model, not a curated record